GUAUUUAUUUGGGCACGGGCCUUUCCACAGGGCUGUAGAUAUUGUCGAUGACUGCCGAUGGUGUCUCGAGGACCUUGUGUUUUCAGCUCGGGAGAUUCAGGAGAUCCUCCUGUUCACGACUCAUGCAGACCUACUCAACUUUCUGGUGCACGGAGAUGGCACUUGCACCCUCUUGAUCCCUCUUGCACGUCACUUUUGACCAUACCAAGUUGAACGGCAUGGAUGUAUGCCGGAUUCUCAAGAAACAUUCGAAAGACAUCAUGGACAUCUUCUUUUCCGAAGCCUCGCGCGGCUACUGGCAAGACCAGGAGAGCCAUGCAUGCUUCGCAUUUCCCACUACUGGAACCGAGAUUUUGAUGAGUGGAAUGAGAUGAUUGCAUUGAAGAAGUCAAGAGACCUGGUGAUCUGCUGGCGCUGCCACCUCGAGAAACAGGAGCUUUGGGCAAGCCACUUGCCUCACUUGUGUUCUGCUUUCCUCCCACUCUAUGGCAGCGGCAUGAACACCUACCCACUGGAGACAGCAGAGGAAACAAGCAUUAGCGCUGUUGCAUUCUCGCUGAGUGCUGAUCAAAGUGAUUGCUUCACGAUUUAUCCAGCUGCACCAUGCUGCACCAGCAGGUGUCAGUGACUCGAGAACAGUGCCAUCCAACUGGAGCCAUCGCAACCGUCCGAGCUCCUGAACUCCGCGCAGACAUUCGUCCAGAUUCCGUCCGAGCAGCACAGCCAGAGCAGCUAGACUUUAGUGAUCUUUAGUGAUCUUUAGUGACUGUAGUCACUUAGUCUAGACUGACUCUGGAUGGAUCUGGAUGGCAUCCAGUGGUUCUUUGAAGAGCAUGGCUUUGUAUCCUUUGCAUAUUACAUAUUAUCGUAUAUUAUUAUAUUAUCGUCGAAUGCCUUUAAUCUCUUUGCACCACUUGUUUGGUUGACUGAGCCGCAGCGGAGGUGUUCUCAGCCAAAGACACAUUCAUGGCUGAGGCAUCUGAGCUUGUGUGCGGCGUUGCCUCUCCAUCCUCAAAGAAGUGAUUGGGCUGCACGGAAGGAAAAAGCGAGAGGUAGCCAGAGAACUUUGGAACGGCUAUUGGAUUCUUCAGGAGACUGCUG
This is a messenger RNA of Cladocopium goreaui, 1101 nucleotides long. Lineage: Eukaryota; Dinophyceae; Suessiales; Symbiodiniaceae. The record is from the annotation of a GenBank genome assembly.